GCGCCUUUCCCUCUUACUCGACGAAAUGGCAGGCAUCAACGCAAACGACGACAAACUCGUCUUCGAGUCAUCAGAGGCGGUCAAUGUCGUCUCCACAUUCGACGAUCUCAACCUGAAGGAGGACCUCCUGCGCGGAAUUUACGCGUACAACUUCGAAAAGCCUUCCGCCAUCCAGCAGCGCGCCAUUCUCCCCAUCACCCAGGGCCGCGAUGUCAUUGCCCAAGCCCAGUCUGGUACCGGUAAAACCGCGACCUUCUCGAUUUCCAUCUUGCAAUCUAUCGACGUCACCGUGCGCGAGACGCAGGCGCUCGUGCUUUCCCCCACUCGCGAACUCGCGACGCAGAUCCAAUCCGUCGUCCUCGCGCUCGGUGACUACAUGAACGUGCAGUGUCACGCGUGCAUUGGCGGUACUUCCGUGGGCGAGGACAUCCGCAAGCUCGAGUACGGCCAGCACGUCGUAUCCGGCACGCCGGGGCGCGUCUUCGACAUGAUUCGCAGGAGAAGUCUCCGCACACGGAACAUCAAGAUGCUGGUUCUGGAUGAGGCGGAUGAGCUGCUGAACAAGGGCUUCAAGGACCAGAUUUACGAUGUGUACCGCUAUCUUCCUCCCGCCACCCAGGUUGUCCUUCUUAGCGCCACUCUGCCUUACGACGUGCUCGAGAUGACGCAGAAGUUCAUGACCGAUCCCAUACGCAUCCUCGUCAAGCGUGACGAGUUGACGCUGGAAGGCAUCAAGCAGUUCUUCGUCGCCGUGGAGAAGGAGGACUGGAAGUUCGACACACUCUGCGACUUGUACGACACCCUUACCAUCACGCAAGCCGUCAUCUUCUGCAACACCAGGCGAAAGGUUGACUGGCUAACGGAGAAGAUGAGGCAGUCCAACUUCACUGUCUCCUCGAUGCACGGAGAGAUGGUGCAGAAGGAACGCGAUGCUAUCAUGGCCGAGUUCCGCGCGGGCACUUCUCGCGUCUUGAUAACAACGGACGUCUGGGCCCGCGGCAUUGACGUGCAGCAAGUGUCGUUGGUGAUCAACUACGACCUUCCUGCAAACCGUGAAAAUUACAUCCACCGUAUUGGUCGCUCUGGCCGCUUCGGACGGAAAGGUGUUGCUAUCAACUUCGUCACUGUUGACGAUGUUCGCAUCCUCCGUGAUAUCGAACAGUUCUAUAGCACCCAGAUUGACGAAAUGCCCGUGAAUGCCGCUGAGCUCAUCUAAGGGUGGGACGACGAUGACUAUAGCAAUGGAUCGACCGGACUGAUGUAUUCGUGUGUUCAUGAUUGUUCUCUGUAUCUUAUACUGUUGCGCUCUUAUUCUGCAAGAAAACGUGUUUUCCUGUA
Schizophyllum commune H4-8 is the source of this 1338-nucleotide messenger RNA. RefSeq names its product DEAD-domain-containing protein. The transcript is spliced from 8 exons. Lineage: Eukaryota; Fungi; Basidiomycota; Agaricomycetes; Agaricales; Schizophyllaceae. Gene Ontology annotation, cellular component: nucleolus; catalytic step 2 spliceosome. The coding region runs from base 26 to 1216 and encodes 396 amino acids. The record is from RefSeq and is a predicted model, not a curated record. Gene Ontology annotation, molecular function: ATP binding; mRNA binding; RNA helicase activity.